This is a messenger RNA of Linum trigynum, 750 nucleotides long. The record is from the annotation of a GenBank genome assembly. NCBI's taxonomy places the organism in Eukaryota, Viridiplantae, Streptophyta, Magnoliopsida, Malpighiales, Linaceae.
AUGGCCGCCUUGCUCCGCCACCACCCUCUGCCUCCGGCCGUCCCUUCUCUCUCCCGCCACCGCUUCCUCCCUCCUUCUCAUCCUCCUCUUGUGUUAUCCUUCCGCCGCCGUGUAGCCGUGGUCCGGGCUUCUGGCAACAACGACUUCGACAGGUUCGCCAGAAAAGCCUGGCGCAGCGCAAAUGAUGGCUUUGAGCUCUUCCUUUUCGAGGCGAAGAAGACGGUGGAACGCAUUGACCGGAAGUACUCGGUCGGCCGGCGUCUCAAUGUUGCCACGCAGUCUGCCGUUGAUAGAGCGCGCUUGAUCGAUAGGGAUUUGAACAUCACCGUUCGUUGGCGCGCCUUCACCAUGGAUUUCUCCCGAAACUGGCCUAGGUACAGGAAGCAGCUCAAUGAUCUCAUGGAUACUCCAUUAGGAAGAUUUUCUUAUGCUAUGUUCUUCGUCUGGUUUGCUCUAUCAGGGUGGCUGUUUCGGUUCAUAAUAUAUGGUUCAUGGAUUCUGCCGCUUGCUGUGCCUCUUAUAAUAGCAGCUAUUGGGAAUAAUCUUGUCAUCAAGGGGUCGUGUCCAGCUUGUAGGCAGGAUUUCAUGGGUAUCAAGAACCGGGCAAUCCGCUGUGCAGGGUGUGGUAACAUUGUGUGGUACCCUGAAGACGACGUAUUUUCAAGAGGCGGAGGUGCCGGUGGUAAGAAAGGAACAAAACCUUCAAAGUCAGAUCCUAAUGUAAUCGACGUGGAAUUUGAAGAGAAAUAA